Molecule: messenger RNA, 1619 nt
Organism: Eurytemora carolleeae
Lineage: Eukaryota; Metazoa; Arthropoda; Copepoda; Calanoida; Temoridae
Product: tRNA (uracil-5-)-methyltransferase homolog A
Exons: 13
Coding region: 26-1582 (518 amino acids)
Biological process (GO): RNA processing
Molecular function (GO): RNA methyltransferase activity; nucleic acid binding
Source: RefSeq, a predicted model, not a curated record
UCGCUCUUCAGCACCGCUCGCUAUUAUGAAACAGAAAAAUAAAAGAUUAAAGAUGGAAGUAGAGACAGACGUUGACCGCCCCGAUAUUAAAGAUGAAGAGAAGAACGGAGACGAGAAGAACGGAGAAGAGAAGACCGGAGUGGAGAAGAACGGAGGAGGUGAUACGGAAGACCAGAUGGAUACCGAGGCAACUAGUCCUGAUGCGUCCGGACGAGAUUUUAGUUCCGAAAAUUACAAAAUUGAAUUACAAAACCUUCCAAAAUAUUUUGGUAUGGGCCAGAUGAAAAAACUUGUGAAUAAUAAGCUCAAGCUAAAUGCACACAAGCUUAAACCCUGUGGAUCUAGUUAUAUGUUUGUCUGCUUCAGGAAUGAAGAGGACAAGGAGAAGGCUCUGCUGGUCCUGGACGGGUUCAUGUUCAAGGGGAACAAGCUCAAGGCUGUCAGUGCAAAGGCUGCAGCAGAUCCAUACAAACAAAAGACCCAACAACCUCGUGAGAUGGCUGAUGAUAGACCUCUAGAAGAGAGAAUACAAGAGGCACUCUGUCCCUUCGCUAAACUCAGUUAUGAUGACCAGUUAGCGAAGAAGCUGGAGGAGGUUGUUACUGUGGUUAAACGGUUGGGAGCUGAGAUGUCUAAAUGCAAUCCAGGUUUAACAGAGUUUGUACGAACCAGUAUAACAAAGCACGGAGUUGUUGCUCCUAUUCAGGAGUUUCUAAGAUCUCCGGUAACCCAGGGAUACAGGAACAAGUGUGAAUUUUCUAUUGGAUACAUGAACACAGAACCUAAGAGUAAUGUUACAGACACGAAGGAGGAAGAGAAACUAGACAUACCUGAGACCAAACCUACAAUAUCAGUUGGGUUUCGUCUUGCUUCUUAUAAACAAGGUUCAGUAGAGGUUGUAAGUCUGGCUAGUUUAUCUUCUGCUGAACAAACUCUUCCACACAUUUCCCCACAAAUGAUAAAAAUUGGAAUUCUGGUUGAACAGUUUGUUCAGGUUUCAGGUAUACUAUCUCCCUUCCCUAGAUGGUUGGGAUUAAGUAAGGUUCAGUUGGAUCAAGUAAGAUCGGAUUUAAAACUCUUCUUCACAGAGGGAGCUGGAAAACUGUGUAAAGUGACAAACCUCUUUCUGCAUUUAGCUCCGGCUAAGAAAUUACAACACGCCUUCUUUCAAGUGAACAGUAAGGCUGCUGAAGUACUAUAUGCUUGUGUUGGAGACCUAGCUGAACUACAAGAUAAAGGAACCCUGGUUGAUGUUUGCUGUGGAACUGGAACUAUUGGACUCUGUCUAGCUAGUAGGGUCAAACAGGUUAUCGGAGUAGAAUUGGUUCCAGAAGCAGUAAGAGAUGCUCGGAAGAAUGCUGAAAGAAACGGAAUCAAAAAUUGUUCUUUCUUCGCUGGUCGAGCAGAAAACAUACUGGGAGAAAUACUCAGAGAUAUUGACAGUUCUGACGUAGUAGCAGUAGUCGAUCCUCCCAGAGCAGGUUUACAUCAUAAAGCUCUGAGUGCAAUCAGAAACAAUCUUGCAAUCAAACGUCUGGUAUAUGUAUCCUGUGAUGCUAAACCAGAUUAUUUAAACGUCUAGUAUAUGUAUCCUGUGAUGCUAAACCACCUUAUUUAGA